AUGCUACUGCCAAGUAUGCGCAUAUCUUCAAAUACAUCUAUCUGGACGAGAACAAAAUCUCGUCGAAGGAUGCUAUCAGCAUGUGGUUUCGGGAACCCACUCCGUUUCGACUGGGGCAAUCAAACCAGGGUCGCCUUAGCAGGGUUGAACUUCAUGCUAGAUCGUCUUGCUGGAAAGCAACUUCGACACUGGCUCAUCAAGCCCAAAAAUGAGAAAAAAAUGACACUUGAUCAACAAGCUCGUGAGGAUGGUUAUCGCUUCAUCAAGGAAUUCGGGCCACGGUCUAACAAUCGCAAUCAAUUCAUGGAGUGGACUGAUGAGCAGGUUCAUAUGCCAGGGGGUAAAAUUGAGGGAUGGAGCGAAGGCAAGGUCAAGGAGGCACUCCCCAAUUGCCUCAAAGGCUGCCAAAACGCGAAAGCUCUUGAAUAUUGGUCCUUUACACUCAAGAGCUUCGUUGGUUGGUUUCUUGAGACCGUAUUUUCCAAGAUAUUGUCGACCAUACGUCAACACGCAAUCACUUGGAUAGGCAGGACUCGCUCAGGGAAAUCUCUCGGUUCCAAGACUGUACUCUUCUGUCAGUCCAAGUUUGAGAUCAAUGCUGCUGAGCGCGACGACUUGAGGCCAUCUAUUGUUACUGCCAAGCACCUGGAUUUUUUCAAGGCAGAAUCCUUGACCAGGCACAAGCCAGGGGUUUUCGAUGAUGGCAUGCUCCAACGGAUAGACGUAUCCUUUUUAAAAAGCUUCUUCAAUCUAUCAGAAGAAGAUACGACCGUGUGGGCUAGAUACUCUUCAGCUCAAUUUGACCAGGGUGCAGGAAGGCAUGCGUGUAACAAUCCCUAUGCCAUAAACGUCGAUGAUGAAAUAUUCAAGAAAAUAUCUGGUAGCAAGAUCUGGGAGAUCAUAUACGAGGAUUUCCUGAAACUCAUUAAGCCAUCUUUCAAUGGUCUUGAGGAUGCAGCAGAUAUGGACGCCAUCAUGGCCCGUCUCCAUCUCAUUAUCAUCGCCAAUCACGGCUUGUACUACCGUGUCGCCUCAACUUCCCAGGACAUGGUACCUUUCAUUGCUUGGCCACAGAAUCAGUCCAAGGAUCUGCUGGACUCAUCCCAGCAUCAAUUCUUCAAGAACUACAAGAUGAAUCCGCAUAUACAGGUCUAUCCCCAAUCCUAUCACGCAGACAUGGCUUGGUCGCAAGAAUUCCUUCGCAAAAUGAUCGUCGGCGAGUCCAUCCCGCGUACUUCUAUAUUCAUUAGCAACACCAACAUCUUUGGAGAACGUAUCUCGAGGACUACAACGACCCGUUAUCCAGAACUUCUUUCGCCCCAGGAAAUAUUCGCAAAGAUUAAGAAGGAGCAGGUCAACAAUACAUUUCAGAACUUGAGGCUGACCCCGCGUGCCAUCAUCAAUUUGGAUUCUCCCUCUCUAAAGAAGACCGACCAGGAGGCAAUAUCGCUGCCUGACUUAAAACGUCCCCACGCUUCUGCGCCAUCUACACACUCGAAAGGAACAUCGUCGUCUACAGGUUCGAGCAUCAACAUCGCCAUCUCCAAUCCUGAUUUCAUUGGACCCGUGCUAUUAAGGAUUAUAAUUUUAUAUAAUGUACGUAUGAAUCUUAUUAAGCAAAAAAUCAAGUAG
This is a messenger RNA of Symbiodinium pilosum, 1632 nucleotides long. NCBI's taxonomy places the organism in Eukaryota, Dinophyceae, Suessiales, Symbiodiniaceae. The record is from the annotation of a GenBank genome assembly.